This is a messenger RNA of Triplophysa rosa, 1957 nucleotides long. RefSeq names its product E3 SUMO-protein ligase ZBED1. NCBI's taxonomy places the organism in Eukaryota, Metazoa, Chordata, Actinopteri, Cypriniformes, Nemacheilidae. Gene Ontology annotation, molecular function: protein dimerization activity. The record is from RefSeq and is a predicted model, not a curated record. The transcript is spliced from 2 exons. The coding region runs from base 125 to 1285 and encodes 386 amino acids.
UCAUGACUGGAAGUUGUGCAGUGCGUGUCUAGAAACAACAUAUUUCCCACAAGAUCACACGGGCGAGCUCAUAGCGCAAGGCCUCAGGGACGCGCUUGAAUGUUGGAGACUGAAAGAAGCAAACAUGACCUGUAUGACGACAGAUAGCGGGGCCAAUAUGGUGAAGGCAUUGGAGCUCAACAGCUGGACUCGUCUGCAGUGUUUUGGGCACAGACUCCACCUAGCCAUCGAAAAAAGUGCCAAAGACCCUCGUGUUGAACGUGUAACAUCGGUUUGCAAGAAAGUCGUCAGUACAUUCUCCUUCAGCUGGAAGAAAAAGAGGGACUUAAGUAAUGCUCAAACUGAGCUAAAGCUACCUCAACAGAAGCUCAUCACCGAGUCCCCAACACGAUGGGGUUCGAGACUCAACAUGAUCGAGAGAGUGCUUGACCAGGAAAAGGCCAUUUCUCAGGUCCUGAAGGCAGACAAGAAGACUAGGCAUUUGGUCCCGUCAUGGCAAGAUGUUGACGUAAUGGAGUCUGUGAAAAAGGCAUUGAGUCCACUGAAAGACUUUACUGAUGCACUCUCAGGUGAGGACUAUGUGAGUAUAUCUUAUGUAAAGCCAGUGCUUCACCUGUUGAAAGUCAACAUUUUGAGCCUGAAUGAUGAAGACACUGAACUAACAAAAACAAUGAAGACAAGCAUUCUCGCAUACCUCACUGACAAAUAUCAGGACCCCACCACUGAUGACCUGCUGGACAUGGCUUCGCUUGUCGAUCCCAGGUUCAAAACACAAUACAUAGACAAAGACAAGAUAGAGGGAAUACAAACCAGAGCUUUGUCUGAGCUGGAGUCUUUGCUGACCAUACAGUAUCCAACAUCAGAUCAGCAGCCUACAUCUAGUACCUCAACCUCCACAUCACAGAGCCCUGAUGAGGGUCAGACACCACCCAAGAAAGCAAAACAAUCACUUGCCAGCUUUUUAAAAGCCUCAGGUGUUGUAAGUGCAUCUGCAGCCACAACAUCAGCUUCCUCAUCUCUAAAAGAGGCAAUAGAAGGAGAAUUGAAGGGAUACUUGUCCACACCAAAUGCAGAAAGUGAGGUGGAUCCACUGGGAUGGUGGAAAGUCCAUGAGGCAAACUUUCCAAGAGUUAGCCAACUUGCUAGAAAGUAUUUAUGCAUUCCAGCCACAAGUGCUCCCUCAGAAAGAGCCUUCAGUACUGGUGGCAAUAUUGUCACCUGCCAAAGGGCAACUCUCAAGCCAGAUAAAGUGAAUCAGCUGGUUUUCCUUUCUAAAAAUUUGUGACUGUGAUUAGUUAUACUGUGUGUUAUUUUAGAAAUUGAUAUGUUCCAAAGCUGCUAAGUUUACACGACUCAGGACUCAGGUCAGGAAAUAUUUUUGUACCUUUAUUGUUUUGGUUCUGAAACACGUUGCACUUUGAAAAAUCUACUAAACAGAUUACGAAAGGUAGUUUACAUUUUGUAUGUGUGUUUUUGUUUUUACCUUUGGAAGCUAAUGUUUAUUUUUUGGGAGUUAUGCUAAAGUCUGUGCACUUGCAUUUAUUUAACUAGACCAAGUACAUUUUUAUUUAAACAUUAUUUAACUUUGUAAAAAAUAAGCUAUUUACAUUUUUGAACCUGUUUGCUGGGAUCUAUGUCUAAUAAGCUAUCUGACUGUUACAACUGUUAGAUUUAUUAAACCAAUGUUCAUUUUGUGAUGUUAAUUGUAAUGCAAGUCUUGUUGAAUGUUCAUACUUUCAGAAUUGCACUUGCAUUAAAUCUUAACUUGAUUAAAAUAUUCUUGAAAAUAUAAAUGGUGAAGAGUAUGUUUUUAUAUGGGGACAUUAGUUUGGCUGUAUUGUAGCUCUGUAAUUUGCAAAAUAGUCUUAAAACCAACUUGAAAAAGAACCGGGAUAAAAUCGUGAAUCGUGAUGUAUCCAGAAAAAAUCGUGAUUUGAAUUUUUUUCUAUAUCGCCCA